Molecule: messenger RNA, 1137 nt
Organism: Magallana angulata
Lineage: Eukaryota; Metazoa; Mollusca; Bivalvia; Ostreida; Ostreidae
Exons: 2
Coding region: 1-1137 (378 amino acids)
Source: RefSeq, a predicted model, not a curated record
AUGCUACAAGACCCAACAAGGGUAACGUAUCCUCUGCCAACCAUCUAUCCAGGUGGAGAAACCUAUCCUCCAGGUUUCAGCCCAGUGACAACCCAAGUUCCUUACAGCCCUGUUGUGGUGUACUUUACAAAUGCUCCACUGAUCCCAUGUGGCACCUAUCCACCAAGACAGACACCAUUUGUCGGCGGAACCUAUCCAACUGGAACUGUACCCCCAAGGACUUACACUCCAUUUGUCGGCGGCACUUAUCCACCCAGUCAGACCUUUGGUCCUUAUUUCACUCAGCCCACAUUUAGGCCCUACCAGACCUACCCAACCAACAAGACUCCAUACGUUGGUGGAACCUACCCAACUGGAACUGUACCACCUCCAACUCCAUUUGUUGGUGGAACCUAUCCUCCAGGAUACAUACCAAGGCAAACACCACCACCCAAACCACAGGCUCCUAUUCUGGUCCCUGGAGAACCCUAUCCAUCCAGAGAGACACCCUACCCUGGCGGAACUUUCCCUACAGGCACUGUUCGAGUACAGUACACUCCCUUCAUUGGUGGAACAUAUCCACCCUCUUUCACUUUCCGACCAGGACAGACACUACCAACUUUUGUGCCAGGGCAGACCUACCCAACUAAUGAGACCCCAUAUCCAAGUGGAACCUACCCAACCUGUGUCACUUUGCCUCCAUACACACCUUUUGUUGGCGGAACAUAUCCGCCAAGCUACACACCACCUCCAUAUUACAGACCAUCAACAUUCAGACCAGGUGGCACAUAUCCAACCAAUCAGACACCUUAUCCAUAUGGCACCUAUCCAGUUGGCACUGUCCCAAUGGGAACACCCUUCGUUGGAGGAACCUAUCCACCAGGAUUCACCUUUAAACCACAACCUACCACACAAAGCCCAUUCAUUCCAGAACAGACCUAUCCAAUCAAUGUUACACCAUAUCCUCUCGCCAAACUGUCACACCUGAAGAACCUAUCCACCAUUCUUGACACCAUUCCCCUCAGGAACAUACCCACCAGGUGUGACGGUGCCAUACACCCCCUACCCACAGGGAACUUACCCACCAGGCUUUACUAUUCCACCACAGUUCACCACACUUCAACCAACCCCAUCACCACAACCAAUCUAUGUCCAUAA